Molecule: messenger RNA, 189 nt
Organism: Glarea lozoyensis ATCC 20868
Lineage: Eukaryota; Fungi; Ascomycota; Leotiomycetes; Helotiales; Helotiaceae
Exons: 3
Coding region: 1-189 (62 amino acids)
Biological process (GO): translation
Cellular component (GO): cytosolic small ribosomal subunit; ribosome
Molecular function (GO): structural constituent of ribosome
Source: RefSeq, a predicted model, not a curated record
AUGGGAAAAGUCCACGGAUCUCUCGCUCGUGCCGGAAAGGUCAAGUCUCAAACACCAAAGGUUGAGCCACAAGAGAAGAAGAAGACUCCAAAGGGACGCGCAAAGAAGAGAAUCACAUACACCCGCCGAUUCGUGAACGUUACUCUUACCGGUGGAAAGAGGAAGAUGAACCCAAACCCAACCACAUAA